Molecule: messenger RNA, 5462 nt
Organism: Tetranychus urticae (two-spotted spider mite)
Lineage: Eukaryota; Metazoa; Arthropoda; Arachnida; Trombidiformes; Tetranychidae
Source: RefSeq, a predicted model, not a curated record
UUGGGUAAAAAUUUAAUAAAAAGAGAGCUCUCCCAAAAAUUCUGUUUCAAACUUAUUUAAAGCAAAAACAUUUGACUUUAGUUUCAUUAUUCAGAAUGUUUUCGUGCUCAACAUGUAAGCAAAGUUUCUUGAAAUACAAAUCUUUUCUUCUGCAUAAAACAAAGUGUAAAAAAGUUGUCUGUAAAAAAUGUAAAAGUAGCUUUUCUUCGUUAACUUUCUUAAAUCAUCUUAAUCAAUGUAGACAAAAACAGAGUGAGGAUAUUGGAGAUUUUGCAACAUUCAAAUUGCAUAAAAGAAGCUAUAGAAAUGCUUUAGCUGUGUACAUAAAAGCUGAUGGUUGGAAAUCAAUUGAACAUCUACUAGCUGUUGAAAAGGAAAAUAUCCAAUCUUUGCUUAAAUAUAUCAUUGAAAGAAUUGGAUCUGUAAAAGUGCAAGCAUGUCUUCUACUUAAAUUUAUCAAACAGAAAACCGAAGGAGGAACGGAUACAACAGAAAUUUAUAAAGUUGCUGAGAUGUUAAGCCUAACAAACCUGCAUCAUAUUGAAACUAUUGUUAAAAACUGGAUUGAACAGAUUGAGUUGGCUAUCGAUCAAUUCACACAACGUGGAAGUGGAUGGGUGCUUCAGAGUGUGAAGGUUCUUGAGAUUCGUGUUGGAAAACUGAAAGAACAUAGUGGAGGCUGUGAUUCAACAAAAUUACCAUCUGAUUUCAACAAAAAGAAAAGUUUAUUAUCUCCAAAAUGUAGAAAAGAUUGUUUCAAAUGGUCUAUCCUUAUGGCUUUACACCCUCAAAAAAUGAAUAAAGAAAGAAUAGGGCAUUACAAAGUUUUUGAAAAGCAAUAUGACUUUAGUCAAGUAGAUGGUAUGACAACGCUUUCACAGGUUAAACGCUUUACUAAACGAAAUAAUGUUUCUGUGAAUGUUUAUACAUUAACACCUGAUGAAAAAAAGAAAGUUGUUCCGCUAAUGGUUGCUAAGGAACGUCAGUUGAAGCAUGCAAAUCUUUUCUUAUUCAACGAACAUUAUUAUUGCAUUACAAAUUUCAAUGCAUUCAUCAAAAGCAGUCGAUCCUGGGAGCGUUAUUUCUGUUAUAAUUGCUGUUCAGGUUUUAGAAAUCAAACAGCGCUAUCUAAACAUGAACUUGUCUGUUACAAUAAAACUGCACAAAGUGUCGUUCUCCCUGGUCAGGAAAACAUUCCAACUAAAUGUAAAUUUAGACAGAUACAAAAAACGAUUAGUUAUCCUUAUAUUGUCUAUGCUGAUUUUGAAGCUCUGUUGGUAAAAACUAACAAAGCUUUAACUAAAAAUACGUUUGAAUAUCAAAAACAUGAAGCAUGUUCGUUUGGAUUAGUUGCAAUUGACUGGAAUGAUAAAAUCUUAUUUCAAAAAUUUUAUCGCGGCUUGAAUGCAAGUCAAAUAUUUAUUGACACACUUUUGACGUUGAAAGAUUUCCUUCGCAACCAUCUUGAACAGCACAAAAAACCAGCACAGCUGAGUAAUUUUGAAAGACAUGUUUUUGAAGCAUCGACUCAAUGUUAUGUUUGCAACAAGCAGCUGCAAGAUGAUAAAGUUAUCGAUCAUUGUCACUUGACUGGGAAAUUCCGAGGAGCUGCGCACAAUCGAUGCAAUCUCAAAAUGCGUUUACCUCAUAGGCUUCCAAUCAUAUUUCAUAAUCUGAAAGGUUAUGAUGCUCAUUUACUAAUCAGAGGUCUAAAAACAGAUAAAAUUCAUAAAAUAAAUGUAAUACCGCAAAAUACUGAAAAGUAUAUUGCGAUAAUAAUGGAUGAUUUCAUCUUCUUGGACAGUUAUGCUUUUUUGCUAUCUAGCUUGGACACAUUAGCACAUAAUUUAUCAACUGAAGAAAAGAAGAAAUUUUUGUGUCAAACCUUUUCCGACGAUGAUUUACCAUAUAUUCUGAAUAAGGGAUCGCUGCCUUAUGAAUACAUGGACUCUUGGGAAAGAUUUGAAGAAGAAAGUUUACCAUCUAUUGAUAAAUUUUUUUCGCAUCUGUCACUGAAAACAAUUGAUAAACAAUCGUACGAUAGAUUGCUUGAUAUAUGGGAGCAUUUUAAUUGUAAAAAUCUUGGGGACUUUCAUGAUAUUUAUCUUAAAGUUGAUGUUUUACUUCUUGCUGCUAUUUUUCAAAACUUUCGUGCGACUAGUUUGAAACAGUUUGGAUUAGACCCUUGUCACUAUUUCUCAACCCCGGGACUAACAUGGGAUGCCUCCUUGAAGUUCACUGGUGUCGUGUUGGAUCUAUUGACUGAUAUUGACAUGGUUUUAAUGAUUGAGGAGGAAAUAAGAGGAGGAAUAUCUUGCUCAAUGUGCCGUUACGCAUGCGCUAAUAAUGAACUAUCAGAGAAAUUUGAUCCUAAUCAACCAAGCUCUUUUUUAACAUAUCUUGACGUUAACAAUCUCUACGGAUAUGCUCUUAGUGAUGUUCUGCCUUGUCGAAAAUUUGAAUGGGUUCCUCCUUACAUGUUUCAAAGUGUAAUUGAGGAAAUUUUGCAUUCUGAUUCUGACCGAAAAACUGGUUACAUUCUAGAGGUUGAUCUUGACUAUCCGUCAUGUUUACAUGAUCUUCAUAAUGAUUAUCCUUUGGCACCUGAAAGGAUAACUGUUGAAUAUGAACAGUUGAGUGGUUAUCAAAAAGAAAUUGUGAGCUUUUUAGAAGCUGCAGGCAUUAAGCGUUACAAAACUAAGAAACUUGUUCCGAAUUUGAUGAACAAAGAAAAUUAUGUUCUGCAUGAGAAAAAUCUUCGUUUCUACAUUGAGAAAGGUCUAGUUUUGAAAAAGAUUCAUCGCAUUAUUAGUUUUGAGCAAGAAGCUUGGCUCAAACCAUAUAUUGAAAUGUGCACAGAAAAUAGAAAAAAAGCUACAUCAUCAUUCGUUAAAGAUUUUUGGAAACUAAUGGUAAAUUCAUUGUAUGGAAAAAGCAUAGAAGAUAAAAGAAAACAUAGUAAAGUCAUAAUUGCUACGAAUGGAAAACAAGCAUUACAGCAAAUCAGGCAGCCAAUGUUUGAACAAUUUUACAUUCUAGACAAUGAUCUUGCAAUAAUCAAGUUGAGAAAGUUUGAAGUUAUUCUCGACAAACCGAUUUAUUUAGGGUUUACAGUCUUGGAACUAUCAAAGUUACACAUGUACAGACUACAUUAUGAUCAUUUCAAACCUAAAUAUGGAUCUAGAUUGUCUCUCAUCUACACUGACACCGACAGUUUUAUUUAUAAAAUACAAACAAAAGAUUUAUACAAUGACUUGCAAGAAUUCAAUUACCUUAUGGAUUUUUCUGAUUAUCCGCAAGCACACUUUUUGUACAGCAUUGAAAAUAAAAAGAAACUAGGAUAUUUGAAAGAUGAAAUGAAUGGGCAAAUAAUUGAUGAAGUAGUUGCAAUAAAAGCUAAACUUUAUGCUAUCAAAUAUGGUACAAAUAAAAAAAUGACUGCUAAGGGAGUGCAAAAAGCAAUUGUUAAAAGUGGGAUUUCAAUAGAGGAUUAUAAGGCUUGUCUUUUCGAAAAUGUGUUAUUGAAGCAUAAAAACUUUAGGUUACAGAGUAAACAUCAUGCUAUUUCUUCAGUAGAGAUAAAUAAACUAUCUUUUUCUCCACUUGAUGACAAGAGAUACAUUUUGGACGAUGCAGUUAGCACUUUAGCAUACGGGCAUUAUAGAAUUGUAAAAUAAGAAUAUACAAAAGCAAAUCAUGGCUCCAAGUAGCAAAGAAAUUUCACUUUUCUUCAAAAUUCAAGCUACGAAAAUUGAGUUUGAUAAAUUGUUCUUGACUUUGGCAAAGGAAUGGAUACAGCUUACUUUCAUUGAAGGACAAAAAUUGAAACAAAUGAAAAGUUUAUUUCUGGAAUUGCAUCAUGAUGAGCGAUGGUCAGAAAAAACAAAAGCUUAUUUCAAAAGAGUAGCUGCUGAUAUUGGUAAUAGGGAGGUUAUUUUCUUGCACGCAAAGCUGAGAAGAGAAAUAUCAAACGUGUGUAUUUGGUUGGAAAAUUGGAAAAAUUAUGAGAAAAAGAAUCAAAUUUAUAACAGGACGAGAGAAGAACAGCCAUGUAGUAGCGGUCUUGGUAGAAAGAAACGAAAAAACGAGCACUUUAUGCACUAUUUCUUGGAACAAGCCAGAUUAUCUAAAGAAGCGAGAGGAGAAACACUACCCAUGCAAUUAACUACUGAGCAGACGAUUGAAACUGUUGUGGAGUAUCUCUUGACACGAAACAAGUUUAUCUCAUGAUUAAACCAAUACAUUUUUUCUGUAUUUGUAUUUUCUAUUUAAUGUAAUCUCUACUAACUUUUUAUUUUAAUUAAAAGUCUUUUACAAUAAUUUGCAUGUCCAUUAUACCCAUCUCUUCCACACAUCCCUAAAUCAUUUUCUUUUUUGCAUUUUAUUAAUGUUUCUCUUUUCUUUCUUUUACAGAUGGCAAAGUAUAACAUGAAACAGCGAAUGAUGAAAAUCAAUCAAAAAAAGGCAAAGAGAAGCCGAAUCCCUCUGGUGGCAACUAGAAAGCCAUUCGUUUUCGAAUUGACGACGAGAAUGCUGAUCGAAUUAUGGAUUAAAAGCAUAAAAUGGGGUGAAACAAAAAAAGAAUCAGAACAGCCAGAAACCGAAAUCAAUAUGGAAGAGUUGGAGCAAUGGUGUAAUGAGGGAAAACCCGAGGCAAUAAAAUUUGAGGAUCCUGCUUUGAAAAAAAUGGACCUGUGCAAUAAACCUAUACCGGUGAUAGAGGGGGAUUCAUGGGAAGAUGUUUUUAAAGCAUGGGAUGAAAUGGAAAUUGAUGAUAUUGCAGAUACUAUUUCCAACGUUUUGUAAUUUCAUUCUUUGAUUUAUUCAUUUAAUUACAUUUAAUUUUAAAUCUUAUUUUAAUAAAUUUUGUUUAUUAUAUUUUCAUUGUGUUUUUGUUCACAUUUCAAAAAAGGUAAGUAAGAACCAGUAAAGCAACUUUUCAAGAAAGAGAUACAAAAAUAACCACAUUUGAUCGACAAGUCUCCUUGAAAUACAUCUACAUUAUAGAUAUAAUCAUAACGUUUACAGUUUCUUUCCAAAUAGGUUUUUAUCAUUUCAGGAGGUUGCUGCCCAUAAGAAUCGAAAUAAAUUCCCCUGCCGUAUAUUGGUAUAAAUACUGCUGUCCAAUGUGAGCCAGAUUUCCAGCUUGGAUCGAGAUUGAUUACGAUUCCGAAAGGUUUUGGAAACAAAGUAAGUGGAAGUUUAUCAAUUGCGUAUACUCCUUUGAAAUUUUUGUAUUUUACGAGUUGGUUUUGUAUAUCUAAUGUUGUUAAAGCCAUCAGUAGUCCGUGACAAUAUUACGUGCUGCAUCAAUUUGUAGAACGCUAUCAUAUAUAGCAAACACCAGCAUAUGCAUCCCUUCACUAAGAGCAGAAGAAAAUUGAAUAUCCAUACGAACAUUGCCUCUCUUGAUCAUAGAUAAUACACCUGAAUCACUUGCGAGAGUACCAUCAUCGGUUAAA